Messenger RNA from Trichomonas vaginalis G3, 588 nucleotides. Its product is annotated as RNA polymerase II transcription regulator recruiting protein. The transcript has a single exon. The coding region runs from base 1 to 588 and encodes 195 amino acids. NCBI's taxonomy places the organism in Eukaryota, Parabasalia, Trichomonadida, Trichomonadidae. The record is from RefSeq and is a predicted model, not a curated record.
AUGCAAGCAGACAAGGCAUGCGGAGAAAAAGUAAAGGGUGCAAAGCAGCUCUUCAGCAAGAAGGAAGAUGAGAAAUUAAUCAAGUUAGUCAAGUUCUUCGGCAGAAAGAAAGAUGUUAACUGGCAGUUUGUAGCACAACAAAUGGGAAACAGAAAUGUUCGCCAGUGCAAAGAACGCUUCCUUAACUAUCUUGAUAAUCAUGUUAACAGAUCAGAGUUCACUCCAGAGGAAAACAAGUUCAUUUUAGAGAAAGUUCAACAAAUUGGCACAAAAUGGACAAAAAUCAGCUCUAUGAUGAAAAACAGAACAUAUGUUUCAGUCAAAUCUCAGUACAAGAAACUUAUUCGCAGAAACGCUACGCUUGAUAACGUUUUAACCAUUGAUGUUAAUACCACAAAUACUAGAAAAUCGAGUCCAUUAGUUGAUUAUCACUCAGUAGACUCGAGUUCUUCUGAUACACAUGAUUUAAGCAACGAUUUUCAAAUAAACGAUGUUGAAAACAAGCAUCUUGUAGAUGAGGUUUUCAACACCUUGUUCGAUACACUCGAAUUUAAUGAUGAUGCAUUCUUCGGUCUCACAACAAUUUAA